AUGUUCAAACAUUUAAUGCAGAGAAUGAAGCAGCCAUUGUUUGAGCAUAUUGACGAACUAUCUUAUUUGAAAAGAGAAGCAUUUCCAUACUUUUCAUUAUGGUUGCACAUUUAUUACAGCAUUAUCACGAAAAGCUCGGCAAAUUUAUUGUCUGAAAACCGUUCUAACAUACCUAUCAGAAGUUCAAGCAAUGCAUCCAAGAACGAGCGAGGAGAAAGAGUUAUCAACAUAUUAAAAGGUUCGUUACGUGUAACCGAUUUGGCCUUGCCUAUAUUCAAGGUUAAACAAUACAAGAUCUUCGCAGAAGGAAACGUCAAUGGCUGCAUAAGAGACGGUUUACGGUUAUUUAAUUUGCCAUGUCCGUACUGCAGGACCGCCAAAAUGGGAUGUCGGAGAAAAGUUCUUGUUCUUGCGAGACAAAUGACAACGGUUCCUAAACAAUACCAGGAAUGGGUAACCAAUGAGAGCGUUCCUUUUUUUUUUGUCUAG
Mycotypha africana is the source of this 489-nucleotide messenger RNA. RefSeq lists its product as uncharacterized. The coding region runs from base 1 to 489 and encodes 162 amino acids. The record is from RefSeq and is a predicted model, not a curated record. The transcript is spliced from 3 exons. Lineage: Eukaryota; Fungi; Mucoromycota; Mucoromycetes; Mucorales; Mycotyphaceae.